Molecule: messenger RNA, 4606 nt
Organism: Plasmodium vivax (malaria parasite P. vivax)
Lineage: Eukaryota; Apicomplexa; Aconoidasida; Haemosporida; Plasmodiidae
Product: multidrug resistance protein (mdr1)
Exons: 1
Coding region: 1-4395 (1464 amino acids)
Biological process (GO): transmembrane transport
Cellular component (GO): membrane
Molecular function (GO): ATP hydrolysis activity; ABC-type transporter activity; ATP binding
Source: RefSeq, a predicted model, not a curated record
AUGAAAAAGGAUCAAAGGCAACCCAGGGACAAUAGCAACAGCAGUAACAACCUGAGCAUUAAAGAUGAAGUGGAAAAGGAAUUGAACAAGAAGGGGACGUUUGAAUUGUAUAAGAAGAUAAAGACCCAGAAGAUUCCCUUCUUUCUCCCGUUUAAAUGUUUGCCGUCAAGUCAUAGGAAGCUGUUGGGGGUGUCCUUCGUGUGCGCCACCAUAUCAGGUGGCACCUUGCCCUUCUUCGUAUCCGUUUUUGGGGUCAUUAUGAAGAAUAUGAACUUGGGAGAAAAUGUAAAUGAUAUUAUAUUUUCGCUAGUCCUCAUCGGAAUAUUCCAGUUCAUUCUGUCCUUCAUUUCGAGCUUCUGCAUGGAUGUGGUGACCACCAAAAUUUUGAAGACGCUCAAGAUAGAAUUUUUAAAAAGUGUAUUUUAUCAAGAUGGCCAAUUUCAUGAUAACAAUCCCGGCUCAAAAUUGACGUCCGAUUUGGAUUUUUACUUAGAACAGGUGAAUGCAGGAAUUGGCACCAAAUUUAUUACCAUAUUUACGUACGCAAGUGCAUUUUUGGGUCUAUACAUAUGGUCGCUAUUUAAGAACGCUAGACUCACCCUCUGCAUCACGUGUGUAUUCCCCUUGAUUUACAUCUGCGGUGUUAUUUGCAACAAGAAGGUGAAGAUUAAUAAGAAGACGUCUCUCCUGUAUAAUAACAACACCAUGUCCAUCAUCGAAGAAGCGUUGGUAGGCAUCCGAACCGUCGUCAGCUACUGUGGUGAAAAUACUAUUUUGAAAAAAUUUAACCUUUCAGAAAAGCUGUACAGUAAGUACACGCUGAAGGCAAACUUAAUGGAGUCUUUACACAUUGGUAUGAUUAACGGGUUCAUUUUAGCAUCUUACGCGUUUGGUUUUUGGUACGGAACGAGAAUCAUCAUCUCAGAUUUGAGCAACCAGCAACCAAACAAUGACUUCCACGGAGGCUCAGUCAUCUCCAUCCUUCUAGGAGUACUCAUCAGUAUGUUCAUGCUGACCAUCAUUUUGCCAAACAUAACAGAGUAUAUGAAAUCGUUGGAAGCUACGAAUAACCUGUACGAGAUUAUCAACAGAAAGCCCCUAGUCGAGAAUAACCAGGACGGGAAGAAAUUAAAAGAUAUAAAAAAAAUACAGUUUAAGAAUGUGCGUUUUCACUAUGAUACUAGAAAGGAUGUAGAAAUUUACAAGGACCUCAAUUUUACCCUCACGGAAGGAAAAACAUACGCAUUUGUUGGUGAAUCUGGUUGUGGAAAAUCCACCAUUUUGAAGUUAAUAGAAAGGUUGUAUGACCCCACCGAGGGAGAUGUCAUCAUCAACGAUUCGCAUAAUUUGAAAGAUGUAAAUCUCAAAUGGUGGAGAUCCAAAAUUGGAGUCGUCAGUCAAGACCCACUUCUCUUUAGCAACUCCAUAAAGAACAACAUCAAGUAUAGUUUGUACAGCCUGAAAGAUUUAGAAGCCUUAUCGGAGGAGUCGAACGAAGAUGGUUUUUCUUCUCAAAGUGAUUCCAACAGCCGCAACAGUUGUAGGGCUAAAUGUGCUGGUGAUCUAAACGACAUGAUCCAAACGACAGAUUCGACUGAACUGAUACAAGUGAGGAAGAACUACGAAACGAUUGAAGAUUCCGAAGUUGUUAGUGUUUCGAAGAAGGUGCUGAUCCACGAUUUUGUAUCUGCUCUCCCAGAUAAGUACGAAACGCUGGUGGGUUCUAAUGCAUCUAAGUUGUCAGGUGGACAGAAGCAGAGAAUCUCCAUCGCUAGAGCCAUUAUUAGAAACCCCAAAAUUUUGAUUCUCGAUGAAGCCACCUCAUCUUUAGACAACAAAUCGGAGUACCUGGUGCAGAAGACGAUCAAUAAUUUGAAGGGCAACGAAAACAGAAUUACGAUCAUCAUCGCCCACAGGCUGAGCACCAUCAGGUACGCCAACACCAUUUUUGUGCUGUCCAACCGGGAAAACGGUUCCACUGUGGACGUGGAUGUGCUGGGCGAGGACCCCACCAAGGACAGCAAUGAGAAGAAUGAGAAGCAUGAUAAGCAGGAGAAGGGCGGAAAAAAUAGCAGCGCGAACCAAAAAAUUGGCAACGCGGGAAGCUACAUCAUCGAGCAGGGCACGCACGACGCGCUCAUGAAGAACAAAAACGGAAUCUACUACACCAUGAUUAACAACCAAAAGGUGUCGUCCAAAAGCUCCAGCAACAACGAUAAUGACAAAGACUCAGAUAUGAAGAGCAGCAUUUAUAAGGACUCCGAACGGGGCUACGACCCAGACGAAGCGAACGGCAAUGCGAAAAAUGAAAGUGCAUCCGCCAAAAAGAGCGAAAAAAUGAGUGACGCCAAAGCAAGUAACACCAAUGCAGGAGGAAGGUUAGCCUUUUUGAGAAACCUCUUUAAGAGGAAACCCAAAGCGCCAAACAACCUCCGCGUUGUGUACAGAGAAAUCUUUUCAUACAAAAAGGACAUCGCCAUUAUAGCCCUGAGCAUUAUGGUCGCCGGAGGGUUGUACCCCCUGUUUGCGCUCCUCUAUGCUAAGUACGUGGGCACCCUAUUCGAUUUUGCAAACCUGGAGGCGAACUCGAAUAAGUACUCCCUCUACAUCUUAGUCAUCGCGAUUGCCAUGUUCAUUUCUGAGACGCUGAAAAAUUAUUACAACAAUGUGAUAGGAGAGAAAGUAGAGAAGACCAUGAAACUUAGACUGUUCGAAAAUAUUAUGUACCAAGAAAUUAGCUUUUUUGACCAGGAUAGUCAUGCCCCAGGAUUGCUGUCAGCACAUAUUAACAGAGAUGUUCAUUUGUUAAAAACCGGUUUAGUAAAUAACAUUGUCAUUUUUACUCACUUUAUAGUGCUCUUCCUUGUGAGUACGGUCAUGUCAUUUUAUUUCUGCCCUAUCGUGGCGGCUGUACUGACCGGAACGUACUUCAUUUUUAUGAGAGUGUUUGCCAUCAGAGCGAGGAUAGCAGCCAACAAGGAUGUAGAGAAGAAGCGAGUCAACCAACCAGGCACAGCAUUUGUCUACAACAGUGAUGAUGAAAUAUUUAAAGACCCAAGUUUCCUAAUUCAGGAGGCAUUUUACAAUAUGAACACGGUCAUUAUUUACGGGCUGGAGGAUUACUUCUGCACACUGAUUGAGAAGGCUAUUGAUUAUUCGAAUAAAGGACAAAAGAGAAAGACGCUAAUAAAUUCGAUGCUCUGGGGGUUCAGUCAGAGUGCCCAAUUUUUCAUUAACAGUUUUGCCUACUGGUUUGGUUCCUUCCUAAUUAGAAGAGGUACAAUACAAGUGGAUGACUUUAUGAAAUCCCUCUUUACCUUUUUAUUUACGGGAAGCUACGCCGGGAAGUUGAUGUCCCUAAAGGGAGACUCAGAAAAUGCAAAGCUGUCCUUCGAAAGGUACUACCCACUGAUCACGAGGAAGUCCCUCAUCGACGUGAGAGAUAAUGGAGGCAUUAAAAUUAAGAACAGCAACGAUAUUAAGGGAAAAAUCGAAAUCAUGGAUGUCAAUUUUAGAUACUUGUCCAGACCAAACGUCCCCAUUUACAAAGAUUUGACCUUCUCCUGUGAGAGCAAGAAAACGACAGCUAUUGUUGGCGAAACGGGUAGUGGCAAAUCUACCGUGAUGAGCCUGCUGAUGCGAUUCUACGAUUUGAAAAAUGACCACCACAUUGUUUUUAAAAAUGAGCAAACUGGUGAGAGCAGUAAGGAGCAGAUGCAGCAGGGGGACGAGGAGCAAAACGUGGGAAUGAAAAAUGCAAACGAGUUUAGUUCCUCCAAGGAAGGGGCAGAUGGGCAAAGUAGUACCCUCUUUAAGAACAGUGGAAAGAUACUGCUCGACGGGGUAGACAUCUGCGAUUACAACUUAAAGGAUUUGAGAAACUUAUUUUCCAUUGUUAGCCAAGAACCCAUGCUCUUUAACAUGUCCAUUUAUGAAAAUAUCAAAUUUGGAAAAGAAAAUGCCACCAGAGAGGACGUCAAACGUGCUUGCAAAUUUGCCGCAAUUGAUGAGUUUAUAGAAUCCCUACCGAAUCAGUACGACACCAACGUGGGACCCUAUGGAAAAAGCUUAUCCGGUGGACAGAAACAAAGGAUUGCCAUUGCCAGGGCGUUGCUGAGAGAGCCAAAGAUUUUGUUGUUAGACGAAGCUACUUCAUCUCUCGACUCCAAUUCGGAGAAGCUCAUUGAGAAGACCAUCGUUGAUAUUAAGGACAAGGCGGACAAGACCAUCAUCACCAUUGCGCACAGAAUUGCGUCCAUUAAGAGGUCCGACAAAAUUGUCGUUUUUAACAACCCGGACCGAACCGGCUCCUUUGUACAGGCCCAGGGAACGCACGAGGAGCUCCUCUCGGUGCAGGACGGCGUAUAUAAGAAGUACGUCAAGCUGGCUAAGUAGACGCGCCAGGGGGAAGCGCACAUGUGUAUGCACGUGCACAGAUCAUAUGUAUAUACGUGCACAUGCACGUGUGCAUAUCUACAUUUACUUAUAUAUUUUUUUUCCCUUUUUUUUUUAUGUAUAUAUGCUUGUUUAACUGAAUUUUUUUUCAAAUUUGAGAAUUUGCCAAUAUACAACAAUUUUGUACACACUAAUUUUUGGACCACUGUGC